Messenger RNA from Dalotia coriaria, 3234 nucleotides. RefSeq names its product tubulin glycylase 3A-like. The record is from RefSeq and is a predicted model, not a curated record. Lineage: Eukaryota; Metazoa; Arthropoda; Insecta; Coleoptera; Staphylinidae. The transcript has 3 exons. The coding region runs from base 466 to 3156 and encodes 896 amino acids. Gene Ontology annotation, molecular function: protein-glycine ligase activity, initiating. Gene Ontology annotation, biological process: protein polyglycylation; cilium assembly; cilium movement. Gene Ontology annotation, cellular component: microtubule cytoskeleton; axoneme.
UAGUACUGUCACCUUUGUGCAAAAUUUAAUUCGAGAUGUCAUCAUCCCAUUCGCACCUCGCAAACUUUGCGAAAAUUUAAGCUGAAAACCAUCAAGCUGCAAAAUUCUAGUGAUAUUUAUCAACCUUUCAUGAAUUCAACACCAUGAAACGAUCGAGUUCGACCAAACCAGUCAAAAAACGCUUAAGCAGCACAUCUUCCAUUAGCAAACGUAAACUGAAACGUAAAUCGUCAACAUUAUCAAAAGCAUCAAAUUUAACGGUGAAGACACCGAUUUAUUCCAUACCUGAAUACCGCCUGCAAAAACCAGCAUGAAGAAAAAACUGUUGAGAUUCCCAGUCCACGAGCAACGAAAAACCUGGCAAAUAUACUGGACACUCUGAAAUCUGAAUAUGAUAAAAUAGAAUCAUCGAAACAACAUGCAAAAGUAACAAGUAAGCAAUCCGAUGUUACCACGACCAGUGCAAUGGCACCAGUGAACAAUUGGGCAGAGCGCUCCCAAUCUGUGCGUGCAAAACUCGAUGAAAUCAUGAAUAAACACUCGAAAACAUUAAGAAAUCUCACGGAUAUCUACAAUCCAAAACGAACAAUAACCUCUCCCGGACCAACAUCAUAUGAAAAUAGUAGUGAUUCAGCAGGAACCACAAAAUGGCCGUCGAUGACUACAGCAUCACGAUUGAAAGCAAAUGUUACAUUGGUGGAGAAACUCAGACCAUCGAAAAUAGUCAUCAAACGACCAACAUCAUCACAUACCAGAUAUAACUCGGCGGCCAUCUUGAAUGUGAAUGGCGCUACAUCCUCAUACGCACCAACAAGUAUUACCGCCAAUUCCAAUAUGAAAGUAUUCUCAUCCACAUAUCCACUUCGUGAGGAAAUAAAAAUCCUGCGCGAAAAAGUCGAGCAAGCCAUCAAAUACAAACGGACCUUCACGGUAUCCGGAAAUUAUUACACAAUCAGGCAAGCAUUGCUAUUACGAGGAUGGGUUGAAAAAUAUCACAUCAACUACGUGCCACCGAAUGUUGAAGCUUCUCUAUAUAGACGCCUGCAGACAUUAUCAGUCCCUGAAUUAUCUCUAGGAUUAAAAGAUAAAGACUUAUCACAAAUUUACAGGAAUUUGAUUAUGUCCAAGAUGAUUGGUGCGUUACCGGUUGCGUUCUAUUGGGAUUUGAACCGGGAUACCUAUCGGAAUAACUUGGAGAAUCUUAAAGAUUCUUUGAUCAACUUUAUCAAUAAAAAUCGGUUCAACUAUGCGAAUAAACAAGGCCUAUGCGAGAGUGCAAAAAUAUCCUAUUGGUAUAAUAAUCCUGGUGUGUCUUUUCUAAGAGUACCCAGGUCAUACUCAUUGAUGAAUAAUGGCGACCCGGAUGAAUUCAUUUACGAUUUUAAAAUCACCGCGGCCAUGUCGUUAUUGAAAUGGAUUGUGGUCACGCAUGAAUCGCAAGUAUCGAAGUUAAUCUCGAUCAGUGGUAAGGUGCCAUUAUCAUUCUUUCAUUUUGCAUUACGAGAAUGCGCCAACUAUGCGCGCCGAUUGAAACACGAAGAUAUUGAUAAAGAUAUUCCAUGUCCGGAUGAUAAUGAAUGGCAGACCUUUUUAGACUAUUUCUAUAAAGCUGUGCACGUUGGCAAUCACUUCAAACAAUCAGGUUUGGAAAGCGAAAUGUCAUUAGUGCACAAAUCAAGAACAAUGCUGAAGAAAUUAAAGGAUUUAUAUCCUUAUAUGGACAUGGAUGGUUUUAUGAAUAUUUGGAUACUUAAGCCUAGUUAUGGUUCACGAGGAUUAGGAAUACAUUUUUGUAGGACACUGCCGUAUGUGCUUAAAGUGAUAAAAGAAAAUAAAACGAAUAAUUACGUGAUACAGAAGUAUAUUGAGCGCCCUCUACUGAUCUAUAACACUAAAUUUGAUAUACGACAAUGGUUUAUGAUCAGUUCAACGCAACCGAUUACUAUUUGGAUUUAUCGAGAGUGUUAUUUACGAUUUAGUUCGCAGACGUAUAAUCUACGGAAGUUGCAUGAGUCUAUACACUUGACGAAUAAUUCAGUGCAAAGCAAAUAUCACAAUGGUAAUAGAGAUUUAUGCUUGCCAUCGCACAAUAUGUGGUACCUCGCUGAUUUUAAGGAUUAUUUGAAUAACAUUGGAUAUCCCAAUGUGUUUGAACAGAUUAUAUAUCCUGGUAUGAAGGAGUGCAUUGUGGCGGCCAUUUUGACUAACCAAGAUCAGAUCUCUCGCACGAAUAAGGCAUUCGAAUUGCAUGGCGCUGACUUUAUGAUCACUGAAGAUUUUACUCCGUGGUUGAUUGAGGUUAAUUCCAAACCUGCGCUUAAUCCUAGCACACCAGUCACGGCAAAGUUGUGUCCGAUGGUGUUAGAAGACGUUAUAAAAGUUGUAGUCGACAACGCUCGCAAUCCGCGCGCACCAACCGGUCACUUUGAACAAAUCUACAAGGAAAAGAUAUUGCCAGCACCACACGAAGUGCAAGGCUUGCGCCUUGAAGGUAAACCAAUCGCGGCCGAUUAUUUCCUGAAACCUGAAGAUGCAGCCAACGCAAUCGGCUGCAAACCAAGCAGAUCCAGUGAUAGUCUCAACGUGAUUACGACCGCCGACUACAUGAAGUACGUCGGCAACGAAAUGAAGAAAACUCUACGGCAACUCUUGUCUAUUAUCGAGAAAGAACGCAAUCGACGAGUGAUAAAAAAUAAAUCAAAAACAAACUCAGACGAGACCUACAAUUACUGUAAAGAUAUGCAACAGAUACAAUCCAACAUGGAGGAGAUCGAGGAGAUUUUCAAACAGGAUCUGGAUAAAGCUGAGUCGACUGAGAGUGUAGUUGCGAACAUGGCAGGCGGAAAGCGGAAACAAACUUCGUCUGGUUCAUCCGAACCAGCAACUUUGAACGUGCGCAAAGCUUCUGAUUCAACAUUGAAAAGCAGUAGCAAAGUCAUAUCGCAGGCAUUAACAACUUUAAACAUGCGCACUGAUAGUAAAGUAGUGAAUAACGUGAUGAAGAUGGUGUCAUCGAUGAAAUUUUCUGACGACCCACAAAAUAUGCCGACUGUGCAAGCACCACCCAAGCCUGCAACAACAAACCGUCGAAAUAACGCAAAAAAACCGACCAAAUUCGAACUAAUGCUGGAGCGUGCCAGAGGAAAGGGUGUAUAAAUCGGUAAGAAACAGUCUCUCCCUAUAAAAUGAAUUUUAUUGAAAAUGUUGACUCGAUAAAUACACUACUUAAGAAAA